AUCUAUAUUAAACCAUUACAAUAAGGUAGCAUAGCAUUUCGAGAUAAUUUUAGAGUCGGUUCAAGUCUGAAAGCUUUCAGAACCACCAAGCAAGGACAGCGCACUUUAGAGCUUUAGAAAGUGUUGCGUGAGCUCGUUUGCACUGGCCACCUUUCAUGUGCCUGUCGUGCUUUCUCUAAUAUCCCUAAACCGCCUAGAGCGGGGACUCGUAAUGUCGCCUGACGACAAUAACGGUACCCCCUCCCAACAACAGCUAUAAACGCAUCAGCGGCGGCGUUGUGUGUCUUUUCUGCAACGAAGUCUGAGACGGAGCCAGGUUUGAUUGUGCAGUAUAUUAAAACAUCCAUAAUGGGCAAGGAAAAGAUUCACAUCAACAUUGUAGUUAUUGGACAUGUGGAUUCUGGCAAGUCCACCACUACAGGUCAUCUAAUCUACAAAUGCGGAGGCAUUGACAAGAGAACUAUUGAGAAAUUUGAGAAGGAAGCUGCUGAGAUGGGCAAGGGCUCCUUUAAAUACGCCUGGGUGUUGGACAAACUGAAAGCUGAACGUGAGCGUGGUAUCACCAUUGACAUCUCCCUGUGGAAGUUUGAAACCAGCAAGUACUAUGUUACCAUCAUUGAUGCCCCGGGGCACAGGGAUUUCAUCAAGAACAUGAUCACUGGUACCUCCCAGGCUGACUGUGCCGUCCUGAUUGUCGCCGCGGGCGUUGGAGAGUUUGAAGCUGGCAUCUCCAAGAACGGGCAGACUCGCGAGCAUGCACUGCUGGCCUACACCCUGGGGGUCAAGCAGCUGAUUGUCGGCGUUAACAAGAUGGACUCCACUGAGCCACCUUACAACCAGAAGAGAUACGAAGAAAUUGUCAAGGAAGUCAGCACUUACAUCAAGAAGAUCGGCUACAACCCAGACACCGUGGCUUUCGUGCCAAUCUCUGGCUGGAACGGUGACAAUAUGUUGGAGCCCAGCACUAACAUGACCUGGUUCAAGGGCUGGAAGGUCACCCGCAAAGAUGGCAGUGCUGCUGGUACUACCCUUCUGGAAGCAUUGGAUGCAAUCCAGCCACCAUCUCGUCCCACUGAUAAACCCCUGCGUCUUCCUCUUCAGGAUGUCUACAAAAUUGGAGGUAUCGGUACUGUGCCAGUAGGCCGUGUUGAAACUGGUGUCCUGAAACCUGGUGUGGUGGUUACCUUCGCUCCUGUCAACAUCACCACUGAAGUCAAAUCUGUUGAAAUGCACCAUGAGGCUCUGUCAGAGGCAAAUCCUGGAGACAAUGUUGGCUUCAAUGUCAAGAAUGUGUCAGUGAAAGACAUCCGCCGUGGAAACGUUGCCGGAGACAGCAAGAACGACCCUCCACAGGAGGCUGCUAACUUCACUGCACAGGUCAUCAUCCUGAACCACCCAGGUCAGAUCAGUGCUGGCUAUGCUCCUGUGCUGGAUUGCCACACUGCUCACAUUGCCUGCAAAUUCGCUGAGCUGAAGGAGAAGAUUGAUCGUCGUUCUGGCAAGAAACUGGAAGACAACCCCAAGUCCCUGAAAUCUGGUGAUGCUGCCAUCGUUGACAUGGUCCCAGGCAAACCUAUGUGUGUUGAGAGCUUCUCUGACUAUCCUCCUCUGGGGCGCUUCGCUGUGCGUGACAUGAGGCAGACUGUGGCUGUUGGAGUCAUCAAGGCUGUGGAGAAGAAGGCUCCCACCUCGGGGAAGAUCACAAAGUCUGCCCAGAAGGCUCAAAAGGCAAAAUGAAUUCUGUGUUCAUUACCUGCCACCUCAGUAAUCAAUGGCAGAAUGGUCUCUGAACUGUUUCAUUCAAUUGGCAAUUUAAGUUCAAUAGUCAAAGACUGGUUAAUUGUUAUAAUGCAUCGUAAAAGUAUCAGAAGGAAAAAAAAAAAUGUUUUGUGGACAUUUGUAUAGUGGCAGUUAAUUUUUGAAGUUACUAGUUUUAAUUGUACUUUUCAGUGGGAACAGCACAAUGACCAGUAAGUCUGUAGUGAAAGUUGAGACCAUUUAAAAACAUAAAACGUAAACCUACGUGUGUUGACAAUUAGUUGUCCCAAGAUUGUGCUUUAGUGUUUUUGCAAGUAGCAGGUACUAAUUCUCCUGAUUUUGCAGUACAUUUUUUUAAGUACAAAUUGGAUGUUUCUACAUUGUUAAGUUAUGUUUCCCUUGUAUAAUUGAGAGGGCAUGUAAACAUCCCAUAAUGUGCUCUGUAUUUUGUUGAAAUAAUAUUGUUAAGUUAUGUUUCACUUGUAUAAUUGAGAGGGCAUGUAAACAUCCCAUAAUGUGCUCUGUAUUUUGUUGAAAUAAGCUAUCUGGCACUUUUGCACUUAAAAUUUGAUUGGCAUCUACUAUGUGCACCUUAUUCAAUUUCUGUGAACAAGAGCCUUUCAACAAUCCACAUUAAAAUGUUUCAAAUUA
Molecule: messenger RNA, 2409 nt
Organism: Polyodon spathula (Mississippi paddlefish)
Lineage: Eukaryota; Metazoa; Chordata; Actinopteri; Acipenseriformes; Polyodontidae
Gene: eef1a1a
Product: eukaryotic translation elongation factor 1 alpha 1a
Exons: 8
Coding region: 349-1737 (462 amino acids)
Biological process (GO): translation; translational elongation
Molecular function (GO): GTPase activity; translation elongation factor activity; GTP binding
Source: RefSeq, a predicted model, not a curated record